Actinia tenebrosa (Australian red waratah sea anemone) is the source of this 5059-nucleotide messenger RNA. RefSeq lists its product as uncharacterized. Gene Ontology annotation, biological process: monoatomic ion transmembrane transport. The record is from RefSeq and is a predicted model, not a curated record. Gene Ontology annotation, cellular component: transmembrane transporter complex; membrane. Gene Ontology annotation, molecular function: protein binding; monoatomic ion channel activity. NCBI's taxonomy places the organism in Eukaryota, Metazoa, Cnidaria, Anthozoa, Actiniaria, Actiniidae.
AUAGCGAUCGUUCGAUCAAUAUUUAUAACUUCAUACGCUUUCACUCCAACCUGUAUAUUUUAAGCUUUGCUGGUGUUACCUAGCAGGCCCAAGCUAUCUACAUCAUGUCCAUAGAGCUGGUAAACUUUAUCCCAACUGACAGUGACCCAGAAAUGACCCAAGUUGAGCCAGUUCAACCAGUCAAACCAGAAAAAGUAGAUGUUGUUCUUCCUAAAGGAGCUACAGAUACAAGUGAAUUUUCACACAUCUCUCUUCAUCAGGCUGCUCGUGAUGGGAGAGUAGAUGUUAUCAACCAUCAAAUAUUUAAACUUGGUCGUGCAUCAUCAGCUCGUCGUUAUAAUGCCAUAAACAAGUUAGAUGAUGAUAGAAUUUCUCCACUUCAUUAUGCCGUCAGAUAUGGCCAUCUGAAUAUUGUCAAAUUGCUUGUAGAUAAUGGUGCUGAUAUCAACAUAGAGGGUCUAGAUGGUGCAAUACCAUUGCAUUAUGCAGCCAGGUUCCACUCUGUCACGUCCAAAGCAAGACACCAAUCAGCCAUUAGUGCAAGCGUAGAAGAUAACGUAGAUAACCUUCUAUCUGAAAAUGAACUAAGACCCACGCGUGCCUUUUCAGAGGAUGCGAUAAGUCUAUCAGGUGAUGAUGGAGAGUCCAUAAUAGACUAUCUACUGUCUCUCGAUUGUGAUAUUAACAAUAGAGAUAGUUAUGGGCAAACACCACUGCAUUAUGCAGCCAACAAGAAUAAUGUUGCAGGUGCAAAAAAGCUAUUGCAACACAGUGGUGUAGGAGUCGAUGAACGCGACAGUAGCAGUGGUACCCCUCUGCAUGCAGCGGCCACCGUUGGAGCCGAAUUAAUCGUCAAAGCUCUCAUAGACAAAGGAGCCGACAUCAGAGCCAAAGAUUACGAGAAUUCCACGCCCCUCCACUUCGCCUGCUCUGAAGGACACUUAAAUGUUGUUCAACUUCUUCUGGCGAUGGGAGAAAAACAGCACGGGGAAGAAUAUGUAAGCGCCAUGUUGGCGGAUAGGAACUCUGAGAAGGAGUGUGCCUUGCAUGUGGCAACAGACGGUAGCUUCUUGGACAUAGUAGAACUACUCAUUAACAAAGGAGCUAAUGUACGAGACGUGCGUAAUAACAACACACAACCUCUUCAUUUGGCUGCUAUUAGUGGUGAGAUCCAUAUUGCAAAGCUUCUAAUUCAGCAUGGAGCAAACAUUGAAGCCAGAAAUGCUAAUCACGAAACACCAUUACAUCGAGCAGCUGCCUUUAACAGGCAUUCGUUCGUUCAUUUUUUGAUUGAUAAAGGUGCAAAUAUCGAGAGUUGUGACAAGAACAACUUUACUCCUUUACUGUCAGCUGCUUGUGAAGGACAUACAUUGGUUGUGACUGGGCUCCUGAAACGAGGAGCCAAUCUGAAUGCGAAAAACAUUCACAACAAAACUGCGAUAUUUAUGGCUGCUGAGGAGAAUUGUGUAGAAACGUUAAAGGAAUUACUGAAUCAGUCAACAUCAAAUAGUCUCAUCAACGAGAGUGAUAUCUAUGGAAACACACCACUGCAUGUUGCUGCACAGAAAGGUUUUGUCGUAGUCGCAGAGUUGUUACUGAAUAAUGGAGCAAAGAUUGAUCCAAUUAACGAGGAGGAGUACACACCGUUACAUCUUGCAGCUAAAUAUGGCAGGACAAGGACGGUCAUUGCUUUGCUAAAGAGAGAUUCGUCUAUCAUCAACGAUGAGGACGAGUCGUCCAACACCCCACUACAUUUGGCUGCCAUGGAAGGACACUGGAAGUGUGUUCGUGAACUUCUAGAGAAUGGAUCUCCUGUCGACGCCAGAAAUUCAUAUCUCUGGACGCCCUUGGAUUGUGCUGCAGACAAAGGACAUGUAAAAACAGCAGCGAUUCUCUUGGAUUACGAUUCUCCUGUCGACCCUAAAGACAAAACCAGGACUACUCCUCUCCAUUUGGCUGCCCGUGCAGGUCACAUGGAGAUGGUGGUGCUACUCUUGUCACGCAACGCGGACAUCGCAAUGACUGAUCACACAGGAAGAAACUGCCUGGACAUGGCCAUCGAUCAUGGACACAAGGAAGUGGCAGCUGCUAUUGUUAAAGCCAAAAACUGGUUGGAAGCCAUGAGGAACAAGACUCUAGAACAAGGAAAAGUUACUACUCCUAUGAGAAAACUGAUUUUGAAGUUACCUGAUGUUGCAGAGAUUGUCCUUAACCAGUGUGUAACAGACAACGGCCUACCAGUCUAUCACCAUGACUAUCAAGUUGAUUUGAAUUACGAAUUCCUAGAGGAUGUGUACGCUGAUUGGUUCGCGACCACUGGCGGCAGUAGCAUGGGAUCUGAUACGAGCAGUUUAGCUAGUGUUCAACUAGAGAAGUCCGAGUUUGGCUUCCAAAUGAUCGAUGAUGAAACGAUGAAAGAAGAGGCAACUAAACAACUAGAAAAGAAAAGCAGCCAUCCCCUCAUGAUUAUGAUCAAAAGAAAACGUGAAACACUGGCCAGCCACCCCUUGGUUUCGUUUCUCUUGCAUAACAAAUGGCGUAAAUACGGUCGCUUUGUUUACUACCUUAAGUUGUUAAUUUAUGUUGCGUUCUUGUUCUUUCUUACUGGUUACUCGGUUAUAACGACUGAAAAUCCAGCCAAGACAGUUGGUAAUGACACCAUAGGAAAGACGUGUCCAGCGGUCAACAUUAAAACAAAAACCUACAUUUUUUUUGUCGAAGUUGGAUCCGUAGUCAUCGUGGUUCUUGCAAGUUGGCAUAUACUAAUGGAGUUGUUCCAGAUGUUUUAUCAACUCCAACAUUAUCUAGCCUGGGAGAAUCUCUUGGAAUGGUGUACAUACGUUUCGUCUAUUGUAUACGUUGCAACUGAAUUCAAAGGCUCAGAUUCCUUUGGACUUUCAAAGUGCAGUGAGUGGCAUCAAAGCGUUGGAGCUGUGUCCGUCUUCAGUUCUUGGAYGAGCCUUCUUCUGUUCAUCAGGAAGUUCCCCAAACUUGGCAUCUACAUUGUCAUGUUCACUGACAUCUUUUACACAUUCACCAAAUUCUCCUUGAUUUUUUUCCUGUUCAUCGUCGCCUUUGCUCUUUCGUUCUUCAUGCUGUUUUCUAACACUGACUCAUUUCAGGGUGUCGGUCGGUCUUUGGUCAAGACAGGAGUCAUGAUGAUUGGUGAAUUUGAAUUCGACGAUCUCUUUGGGCCUGGUGUGCCUACAUUGAGCUGGGCUUUAUUUGUCAUCUUCCUCAUUGUUAUGACUCUUAUUCUGAUGAACCUGCUGAUUGGUUUGGCCGUAGACGACAUCAAAGGCGUACAGGACCAGGCUACACUUAAACGUCAAGCAAUGUUGGUUGAUUUAGCUCUUGAUGUCGAGAAAGCGUUUCCUCGUAAGAUGCGUAAAAGGCUUCUCGAACGCAAAGAGAGUUUUUUCCCGAACCAAAAUAAAGGAUUUUUGAGAUUUUUGAGUCAGCCGCCAUUAACACCACAGGAAAUGAGAGAAGCCCUUGAACUCGAAAAGUCGCCAAUCCAAAAACUAGAGGAACAGAAUGAGGUUAUUGGGAAGAGUGUAAAAACUGUCAAGGCGAGACUAAAGGAAAUGCAGCUGGCCCAAGAACAGCUACAAAACAUGUUGAAUGCUGUGGUUCAGAAGCUUGAGAUUACAUUGGAAGACGACGCUCCUGAUGAAUUCGAAGAAGAAUCUCUGUUCCUUCAUAAUGUAUUUAAAUAAUGUCUUCAGACACAGGGAUCCCAAUAAGAGUUAUUCACGAAAGACAUCUGAUUUAUUUUUUUACGGCGUCAAAUCCAAUGUGCUUUUAACAUGAUUUUUUGAUAACRAAAGAAUGAUUGCCACUGCUUAAAAGAGUCUUUUUUUUGUUUUGCGAGUUUCGAAGAUUUUUCUUUAUACUUUUGAAGAUUUUYAGCGCUUUUUCUGGUACAUAAAAUACUUAAUAAGCUGAUUUAGRCGCCGGAUUAAUGAAAUUUGGAACAUUUUUACUCAGCUUGACAAKUCAGGAAAAAGGAGGUAAAGUUUGACAUAAACCUUUAAAUUUUCAGGAGRAGUAGACCCGGUCGUCUUCUGCUCCUGAAGGUAAACCUGCAUUUGAGUAUAAAAAAACCGUAAUGGCGUCUAAUUGUGAGCACAGUCCAUGGUACCGUAGGGAUCCCACCGGACUAGGUAACAUAAGUGCACCCACAAAAUCAAAUGUCUGGUCUUGUUCUCGUUACCAAAUCUCGUGUUCCUUUUGGUUUGCGCGGCCUAACGAAGUGCUUUGGGCGAAUACAACUGCCAUAWUUGGCGAAUAAAACGGCAAGUCGAUAAAAUAGCCCUUCGCUACUUAGCGGAGACCAAAAGGAGCGCGGACUCCUAGAACGAGGUUCGACAAAGCAUCCAAAUAUGUGAAUGUUUUCACAUGGAAUAAGUCAAACUCGACUUUUCUUAGCCUUCACGAAAUGGCAUUUUUUCACAUAUAUAGCUGUUUAUAGCUGUUUAUACAACACCAAGAAACUACUGGCAGCAACAAAACUAAACUAAACUUGUAAUAUGUGCACAGGAAGCCCAGUUGUAGGUAAAGAGCUAAGGGUUCCCAAUCUAGGAGUAAGCCUACACCACAAUUGUUACUAAGAUUGUUAUAUCGUUUAUUUAAGUAGACAGCACAGAGGAACUUUGUAUAUAUGCAAUGGUUUGCCAUUAAAAGAAGAAAGAAAAAAACAGGCCUUAUUCAGUAGAGGAUAUACGUAAUAACGAUAUAUCGCRUCUUUGAAAACUUCAAAGCCCGACAUUUCAAUACGGUAUGUUUUCCAGUCGUAAUUUUUGUCUACAUUAGGCAUCAAAUCCAAUGUUCAAAGUAUUUAAUAGCUAACCAUUGACUACAAAUCAUAUCUAUCAGUACGYACAGUUGUAAGUUGUAUAACCCACGCUGAUAUUACUAAUGCAAAUAUAUAUACGUAUGCCCGAGGAAUAUGUGCAGGUCACUCUYGAACAAGUGAAAUUUGACUCAGCUGAACGUCACAUUUUGCUGAAAAAAUGAACUAAAAAUUCGAUUAUACAUUAAAAAAUAUGUAUUCUUG